Molecule: messenger RNA, 1240 nt
Organism: Arachis ipaensis
Lineage: Eukaryota; Viridiplantae; Streptophyta; Magnoliopsida; Fabales; Fabaceae
Product: L-ascorbate peroxidase, cytosolic-like
Biological process (GO): cellular response to oxidative stress; response to reactive oxygen species; hydrogen peroxide catabolic process
Cellular component (GO): chloroplast
Molecular function (GO): peroxidase activity; heme binding
Source: RefSeq, a predicted model, not a curated record
UAAAAAUGGAAAAAUAAACAAAAUGUUCAAUGGGAUUAUUCUUAUUUCUUAUAUUUCGUGUUGUGUUGAGCGUGAGUCUUGGUGUCCAUGAAAUGAGGAUAAGCGACGAGAUCGAACGGCACAAAGCUGGCUCCCCCACUGACUCGUGCUACAUUGUUUGAAUUCAGAUCUACGAUUUCAGGUGUGUUAGUUAUUUAACUGGCGAGUGGCGCGAGGCCAGCAGCAGUGUUGUUGCGUAACUAACUAACUAACUAAGCAUGGGAAAGUCGUACCCAACGGUGAGUGAAGAUUACGAGAAGGCCAUUGAGAAGGCGAGGAGAAAGUUGAGGGGAUUGAUCUUCGAGAAGCAAUGCGCUCCCCUUAUGCUCCGUUUGGCAUGGCACUCGGCGGGUACGUUCGACGUGAAGACGAAGACGGGUGGUCCAUUCGGAACCAUGAAGCACGAAGCUGAACAAAAGCAUGAAGCUAACAGGGGGCUUGAUAUUGCUGUCAACCUCUUGGAGCCUCUCAAGCAGCACUUCCCUAACAUUACAUACGCUGAUUUUUACCAGUUGGCCGGCGUUGUUGCCGUUGAGAUUACCGGUGGCCCCGAAGUUCCUUUUCACCCUGGCAGAGAGGACAAGGCUGAUCCACCUCCAGAGGGUCGCUUGCCCGAUGCAACAAAGGGUAAUGACCAUUUGAGGGAGUUGUUUGUGCAAACAAUGGGACUCACUGAUCAAGAUAUUGUUGCCCUUUCUGGUGCUCACACCCUUGGUAGGUGCCACAAGGAUCGUUCUGGAUUUGAGGGUCCUUGGACUUCCAAUCCUCUGGUUUUUGACAACUCAUACUUCACGGAACUGGUGGGGGGCGAAAGGGACGGACUUUUGCAGCUCCCAACUGACAAGGCAUUGCUGGAGGAUCCUGUUUUCCGCCCUCUUGUUGAGAAAUAUGCCAAAGAUGAAGACGCAUUCUUUGCUGAUUACACUCAAGCUCACUUAAAGCUCUCCGAACUUGGGUUUGCUGAUGCCUAAUUAAGAAACGGGACACCAGGAGGGAUCUUGAAGGAUCACAAAUUCUCUUUAUCUUUCACAAAGCUUACAUGAUUUUUAAGGCAAUGACUUGUGAUAGAAUCCAGAAACAGAUUUUGGGACUAGUUUUUUUUUUUUUCUCCGGCUGGCGCGACGAGCUUUUGAUGAGUAAUAACAAUUUUCAUGAUAUUUUUUUUUUAAAAUAAAUACUAUGACUUGGGGAUUAUAUUUUC